Habropoda laboriosa is the source of this 826-nucleotide messenger RNA. Its product is annotated as ras-related protein Rap-2a. The coding region runs from base 1 to 816 and encodes 271 amino acids. The record is from RefSeq and is a predicted model, not a curated record. The transcript has 3 exons. Gene Ontology annotation, molecular function: GTP binding; GTPase activity. Lineage: Eukaryota; Metazoa; Arthropoda; Insecta; Hymenoptera; Apidae.
AUGAUGAAAGGUCGGCAACAAUUUCGUCGGCGUUUCAGUUUACAGCCGGCGUCGUUGAAGGAGGGCCAGGAGGAUGGGACGACGAAAAACGUUCGAAAUGGAAGACUGUCCGAGUCGGACAGCGGCGGUGGAAAACCAGGUGAAGGUUCGAUGCAACACAUGAUCGUGGUAAUGGGCGCGGCGAAAGUAGGCAAAUCAGCGAUAAUCAACCAGUUUCUCUACAACACAUUCACCCCCAAGUACAAGCGAACGGUGGAGGAGAUGCACCACGGGGACUUCAACCUAUCCGGCAAGCAUUUAACCUUAGACAUCCUCGACACCUCAGGCUCCUACGAAUUCCCAGCAAUGAGAGACCUCUACUUCAAAUCUGCGGACGCGUUCAUCCUGGUGUACGACGUCCACGACGCUAACACGUUCCUCGAGGUGAAGACCCUCAGGGCACAGAUCGUCAACACAAAGGGAGCGGUGCCAAUCGUCGUCGUCGGCAAUAAAGUCGACGUGUUGGACUCGGAGCAAGAGGUGGACACGGAGAGCACGAGAGAACUGGUGACGAUCAAAUGGAAGAACGGUUUCGUCGAGGUCUCGGCGAAAGAGAACUUAAACGUUUCCCAGGUGUUCAAGGAACUUCUAAUUCAAGCAAAGCUCAAGUGCAAUCUCAGCCCGGCAUUGCGACAGCGUCGAAAAUCGUUGCCACCGCCACAGCAUUCGAAUUCCCGCAGCAGCAGCGCUCACGUGCCAUCGCCGGCGCAGUUGCAGCAUCUGCAGCAGAUACGCGAGCGUUCCGAGUCCAAGAGGAAUUCGUGCAUUAUCUCGUAAAGAGGCAGGC